Molecule: messenger RNA, 818 nt
Organism: Vanessa tameamea
Lineage: Eukaryota; Metazoa; Arthropoda; Insecta; Lepidoptera; Nymphalidae
Product: U3 small nucleolar ribonucleoprotein protein IMP3
Exons: 4
Coding region: 223-771 (182 amino acids)
Biological process (GO): ribosomal small subunit biogenesis; rRNA processing
Cellular component (GO): Mpp10 complex; small-subunit processome; small ribosomal subunit
Molecular function (GO): structural constituent of ribosome; snoRNA binding; rRNA binding
Source: RefSeq, a predicted model, not a curated record
CUUCGAGAUUUUCUAUUUCUACGUAGUUUAUUUUUUCCAUUUUAUAUUGAUACUGUGAGACACAGAUAACAAUUUAAAGAAAAACAAAAAAUAUACAAUAGAAGUAUAGAUUUUGGAUAUUCAAAAUAUUAUUUGAACCAAUUAAUUGUAUAAAACUAAACAAACUCACGUGUUCAUCGAUAAAUUUGUUUAUUUUUAUGUUGUGAAAGUACUUUCAUCAACAUGGUACGAAAACUUAAAUUUCAUGAACAGAAGUUGCUUAAAAAAGUAGAUUUUAUUUCAUGGAAAGUUGACAAUAAUUUAAAUGAAGUUAAGGUUAUGAAAAAAUACUUUAUACAGAAACGCGAGGAUUACACAAAAUACAACAAAUUAUCAAGGGAUAUAAGAGAACUAGCAAAUAAGAUAAAAGAUUUAGAUGCUAAUACAGAAUUCAGAACAGAAUCAAGUGCCCAACUGUUAGAGAAGCUAUACCAGAUGGGAAUUAUACCUACACGAUGGGAUCUAGCCCUUGCCAGCACAGUGUCAGCAAGUGCCUUUUGUAGAAGACGACUACCAGUUGUUAUGGUUAGAAAUAAAAUGUCAGAGUCCAUAAAAGAAGCUACAAAGUUUAUAGAACAAGGACAUGUGAGAGUUGGUCCAGAAGUUGUUAAAGAUCCAGCAUUUUUAGUCACAAGGUCUUUAGAAGAUUUUGUUACAUGGGUAGAUGGUUCGGCCAUCAGGAAACAUGUGCUAGAAUACAAUGAAAUGAGAGACGACUUUGAAAUGCUAUAAGAUUUAAGAAUUGAGUUCGUAAAUAAUAAAUACUUUGAAACAUAAAA